This is a messenger RNA of Darwinula stevensoni, 1831 nucleotides long. Lineage: Eukaryota; Metazoa; Arthropoda; Ostracoda; Podocopida; Darwinulidae. The record is from the annotation of a GenBank genome assembly.
AGCAUGUUGAUUGCUCUUUCAGGUAGCCUUAUGCUAGAGGCUGUUGGGGUUCAUUGGGCAACAUAAAGCAGCAUGUCAACCCCCGUGACAGAUGGUGACACGGAGAAGCUCUCCAAGAAUGAAAUGAAGAGGCGAGCACGAGCACAGCAAAAGGAAAAAGAGAAACAACAGAAGGCUCUUGAUGAAAAGCCUCAGCUCCUGUCACCUGAAGACAAAGCCUUGGAGCAACCCAAGGAAGAAGAGAUAUCUCCCAAUGAAUAUUACAAGUUGAGAUCCAUCAUGAUUCGCCAGCUGAAAGAGUCUGAUGAAUCACCAUACCCACACAAAUUCCACGUCUCAACUUCCUUAACCUCAUUUAUUGAGAGUUAUGAUUCCUUGGAAGUUGGUUUUGUCAAGGAGGAUGAAGUUGUUUCUGUAUCAGGUCGAAUUCAUGCAAUCAGAGAAUCAGGAGCCAAGCUUGCUUUUUAUGAUCUGAGAGGGGAGGGUGUGAAGAUCCAAGUGAUGGCAAAUGCAAGAUAUUAUGAGAAUGGCCUAGAAAGCUUUCUCAAGGAUACUGCCAAAUUCCGCAGAGGGGACAUACUUGGUUGCAUAGGUUACCCUGGUAAGACCAAGAAGGGAGAGCUGAGCAUCAUACCAAAGAGAAUGCAGCUUUUAUCACCUUGUCUUCACAUGCUACCUCGUCUUCACUUUGGAAUUAAGGAUAAGGAGACAAGGUACAGACAGAGGUACUUGGACAUGAUCAUCAACGAGCAUGUGAGAGAGAAAUUCUAUACUCGUUCACGCAUCGUGGCUCACAUGAGGAGAUUCUUUGAUGGACUGGGAUUUUUGGAAGUUGAAACUCCAAUGAUGAACCCAAUCCCUGGUGGUGCUACAGCACGACCCUUCGUCACCCAUCAUAAUGAACUUGACAUGGAUCUUUACAUGAGAAUUGCACCUGAACUCUAUCUGAAGGUUAUGAGCAUGGUCAAGAGUCUCUUUGGGACACAUAAAAUCAAGUAUCAUCCCAAUGGGCCAGAGGGUGAAGAGUGGGAGAUAGAUUUCACCCCCCCAUUCAAGAGGAUCAGCAUGAUGAAGGAUUUGGAGAAAGAGCUUGGAGAAUCAUUACCUCCCCCAGGUGCUCUUAUGACAUCUGAAGGAAGAGAUGUUUUGGAUAGGAUAUGCAUAGCCAAAGGAGUUGAGUGCCCACCACCACGUACAUCUGCUCGACUUCUUGAUAAGCUUGUGGGAGAAUUCCUGGAAUCAUCUUGUAUCAGCCCAACUUUUGUGAUCGAUCACCCUGAAGUAAUGUCCCCAUUGUCCAAAUAUCAUCGAUCAGAGCCAGGCCUAACAGAGCGUUUGGAACUCUUUGUGGCUCGCAAAGAAGUGGUCAAUGCUUAUACAGAACUGAACGACCCAUUUGUGCAGAGAGAACGUUUCGAGCUGCAAGCUAAGGACAAAGCUGCUGGGGAUGAUGAAGCACAGUUGAUAGAUGAGAAUUUCUGUACUGCUUUGGAGUAUGGACUUCCACCAACAGCAGGCUGGGGCCUUGGUGUGGACAGGCUUGCAAUGUUCCUUACUGAUUCUAACAACAUCAAGGAGGUGUUAUUCUUCCCAGCUAUGAGACCUGAGGAUCCUGGAACUGGCAAGCCAGAUGAUCCUCCCGCAACCAACUCUCACUCAUAAUAAAUGAACAAGAUUCUAGACCAGACCGAGUUUUCUUGUUUUCUCCUACUCCUUUUGCUCGUUUUUUUGUGUUCUUUAUCUCUCAGACCCUUUCCUUUAUUGUCCCUGUUAUUUAUCAUUUCAUUUGUCAUUGUGGUUGAUGAAUGGAAGAUUCUUCCGCCUAGAAGAA